Messenger RNA from Linum tenue, 1535 nucleotides. Lineage: Eukaryota; Viridiplantae; Streptophyta; Magnoliopsida; Malpighiales; Linaceae. The record is from the annotation of a GenBank genome assembly.
CCAUCCCAAACAGGUAAAACAGAUUAGAUAAAAUGGGUUAGCUCAAAAUUGCCGCAACCUACGCAACUCGCGUCCACCCCACUCCUCCAGUGUCCAGUCUCAGUUCCAGUCCCUCGAGUCUUCGUUUCGACUGUUUUCCCUUCCCCGGCUGAAGACUGAAGUCUUCUGUUUCCCCACACAGAAACAUGGCUGCCGCUCCCUCGCUCUUCUACUUUCUCCUUGCUCUGGUGACGGCUUCCCUCUUCUUGUCAGUUGAAGCCGGCCUCAUACUCGAAGAUGGGUACACCGUAACCACCGUGAUCGAUGGACACGAUCUCAACAUAAACCCUUAUCACGUCCUGCCUCUUCCCCACUCAUCCGAUCUUGUCGUCCUCAAUUAUGCCACCGGCGUCUUCUACUCGGCCGCGUUUCCAACUUCUUCGAAGGAGGUUGUGCUGAGGCCGCUCGCCGGAGAUGGGAAGUUAGGGUUCUCGGAUGGGGAGUUGGGUUCGGCUCAGUUUAAUAAACCUAAGAACUUCGCCGUUGAUCUCAAAGGCAAUGUUUAUGUUGCUGAUAAGGCCAACCAUGCCAUCAGGAAGAUAAGUAGCUCUGGCGUCACUACAAUCGCUGGAGGGUACUCCAAUAAAAUAGGUAACAAGGAUGGCCCCGCGCAGAAUGCAACUUUCUCAAAUGAUUUCGAGCUGGUUUUCGUGGCUCAGCAAUGUGCGCUGCUGGUGGCUGAUCAUGGAAACCAACUGGUUCGCCAGAUUACUUUGAAGUCUGAAGAUUGCACCACAGCUUCUCCAGCCUCACAGGGGUUAGGCGCUGCCCCAUGGUGGAUUCUAGGACUGGCUCUAUCAUGUGUAUUUGGCAUCGCUGUUGGUUUUGCGAUUCGCCCUUAUGUCCUCCCACGUCUAAGGGGACGUCCCAGCAACAACCCCUUCUGGUUCAGCAAGACAUGGAAGCUUUGGAUAAUCAAUCUGGUGAAAGAAGCUUGGACUCUCUGCUCCGACAUCAGAAACGGAGCUGCUAGUGUGAAGCUAUAUGCUCUCUUGAGGAGGCUGCUACUGUUGAGCCUGUCUCAUGUUUCACUAAUGUUUAGGAUUAACAACCCUGUAGGUUCACCUCCCACUCCCAGCAAGGAUUUUGUCUCCCUAAUUGAUUCUGAUAUGAGUAACAGCAGCAGUUCAGCAAAGUCGGAUGUUUUUGCUAGUGAGUUGAAGGAGCUGAUGCCUUCUGAUAAUAGUCGGCUAUUAUCAACCACAGACGAAGAUACCUUCAAGUUCGGAGAAGCGGAUGACACAAAGACAAUAUCUGUAGCAGGGGGGAUAGAUAGUAUGAUUGAAGCUAACAUCAGAGGGUUUGCUUUCUCAAUGAAGGAACCAGCUCUGCUGGAAGGGUCUGUGGUAGGAAAUUUGGGUUUAAUUAAGAGGAGAUGAAGCAGUUAGUGAAUGUUCCAUCACUUUGCUCUUGCUGGUGUCUGUGUAAGUAAAAAGCUUGUUGUUUCUCCUUUGAGUGGAAUGGUAAUAAAAUGUUUAUCCUAGUAUUAUUUCUCA